Messenger RNA from Cylicocyclus nassatus, 1108 nucleotides. The record is from the annotation of a GenBank genome assembly. Lineage: Eukaryota; Metazoa; Nematoda; Chromadorea; Rhabditida; Strongylidae.
AAGUAAUCUCUUCCACGCAAUGGACGUUACUCUACUCAAAGCAAUUCUCCUUGCGGUGAUCUCACUUGUUACAUUGGGGUUUGGCUUAUUGCCUCUAAAGGUGAUGGCCAUUCUUUCUCAUAAACAAGGAAAAUAUGCAGAAACCGCUGCACUAGCAACUUCUUUACUUUCCUGCUUCUCUGGUGGUGUAUUUUUGGGAGUGUGUUUUUUGGAUUUACUCCCAGGAGCAUUGGAAUCAUUUGAAAGCUUUAAAAAAGACGCACAAUGGGAAACAGAAUAUCCAUGGGUACCUCUGCUAUUUAUGAUUGGUUUCUUCAUGGUAAAUAUUUUCGAGACGAUGAUAGCUAAAUCAUUCGGGCAUGCGGAUGCCUGGCACGCACGUAGGAAAUGCACAACGACAUAUAGUCCUGAUGCGAACGUUGAAGAAGCCUGUGAUACAGACUCGAUUGACUCAAGAGUGGCUAUUGUACGAUCGUUGACCUUUGUUUUAGCGUUGAUGUUCCACUCAAGCUUGGAAGGAUUUGCAUUUGGUGUACAGCAUUCCACAGUUUCCGUGGCAUCACUAUUCUGCGGUAUUAUUGCUCAUAAAGCUGUCGUUGCAUUUUCUGUGGGGACGAAACUUGCUGAAGCUCAUCCAAAUAAAAAGUGGAUUGUCGUCGUACUGAUCAGUGCUUUGGCACUUGUUGCGUCUCUUGGAGGUGUCAUUGGUAUCAUUUUACAAAACUCUAGUAUGGACAUGGAAGUCAAAGACGGUGUCAUAUGUCUUCUUGUCACUCUAUCAUUAGGCACAUUUAUCUACAUAACCUUUUUUGAGAUCGUGGUCCCUGAGAAUUCAAAAAGUUACAAUAAGUACGCUCAGUGGAUCUCAUCUGUGAUUGGAUUCGCGAUUAUCGCCGGUGUAAUGGCAUUCGACGAAGCGUAGACUCCUCGUGGUCACGCCAUGCGAUCUAAUUUUGAAAAAAAAUUUAGUGCAGUUACGACAAUGAAGUCCCAGCCUAUGCUUUUGUUUGAACACAUUAGUGUGAAUUGCUGCCAGUGUGGUUAUGUAAAAAGCAAUUUGACGCGCGCUGCGAAUUAGGCAUCCUUUAUGGUGGAAACACUAGGCAAA